GAUAUUGGAUAAAAAAACAAACCAUGAGUACUUCAUAUCUAAAAUCUUAUUAUCGCAAGGGUUCUACAUUACUAACUUCUGAACAAAUAGAGAUAAUUAGAAUGUUCAAAGGGAAGAUUAGCACUACUAUACCAACCUACACCGAAGGGGAAAUUUUAUUACAGAGCAAUGGUUCUUCGAACCUACAUUUGGAAGAUACGGAGUCUCGAGUUAAGGACUCAUCUACUACUCUCCCCAAUAAAGAGAUAAAAAAGAGAA
This is a messenger RNA of Diversispora eburnea, 258 nucleotides long. NCBI's taxonomy places the organism in Eukaryota, Fungi, Glomeromycota, Glomeromycetes, Diversisporales, Diversisporaceae. The record is from the annotation of a GenBank genome assembly.